Messenger RNA from Paramuricea clavata, 168 nucleotides. The record is from the annotation of a GenBank genome assembly. NCBI's taxonomy places the organism in Eukaryota, Metazoa, Cnidaria, Anthozoa, Malacalcyonacea, Plexauridae.
GUUCCUCACGCUGAGAACAAGGUUGCUCACGCUUAUGACAAGGUUCCUCACGCUGAGGACAAGGUUCCUCAUGCUGAGGACAAGGUUCCUCACGCUAAGGACAAGGUUCCUCACGCUGAGGACAAGGUUCCUGACGCUGAGGACAAGGUUACUCACGCUGAGGACAAG